Molecule: messenger RNA, 1367 nt
Organism: Symbiodinium necroappetens
Lineage: Eukaryota; Dinophyceae; Suessiales; Symbiodiniaceae
Source: the annotation of a GenBank genome assembly
GCCAGUUCUUUGAGAUGGUGUCGCCACACCAAGCCGUCACUGCAGUUGUUGACGUUGCCAAAGAGGUGGCUUUGAGCACUGGCACGUGCACAGUCACAGUCUUCAAGCAACGCCGUGUCCGGGGGUUUCUUGGUGGUUCGCCUGGGGGGUUUCUCAGCAAAGUUGCCACGAGCUUCGUGCUUGCAGCUGAUGAAGCUGCCUGGGUUCGCUCCCGCGUUGCGCAGCGAGCUGCUGGCUUCUUUGUCCCUGGCAAGUCCUGGGAUCAGCUUGCAUUGUGCCGCAGAUAUGUGGAUGACUUGCUGCUCAUUUCCCGGGCCUGGUGCUUCACUUGCCUCUGUGUGCUUCCCAGCGAGAUCUAUUCCGUGCCGUUUGACGCUGGACCUUGCAGCCGCCAGCUCUCGUGGCUUGAUUUCCUCAUUGACCUGGAUCUGUGUGCUCUUGAUAUCAAGUCUGCUCCCAUCACUUGCCCACCUCCAUGGGAUGUGAGCCAAUCUUACUUGAGAAGCUUCUUUUGGGGCAGGCUGGCCCGAUAUCGUCAAUUGGGGCUACGGGCGGAAGUAUGGCAGCGUGAUGUCGUCAUGCACUUGCUUUCCCUGCGCCAACGCGGGUUUAAGGAGUUCAAAGACUCGCCUCAGACCCCUUGCAGCCGUUGUUGGGGCAGCGGCAAGGGCUGGACGCAGCGGGGGCACAACUCCUACUACAACCAGUCUAACGGGCAUCGGUGGCAAAGCGGUUUUGGUGGCCAACCGCAGACCGUAAGGGUUGAAAUCGAUCAUGUGCGAGGUUCGGCUUCCCGCAAGCGCCGCAAAUCAAAGAAAGAUAAGCGCCAUGAUCAUUUUGAGUCCUCUUCAGAGUCGGAGUCCUCUUCGUCUCCUCACAAGCAUGGGCGCAAGAGGCCUUCAGGAUUUAGCGACAAGGAGAAUGCCAGGUUGCAAUCAGAGCUUGAGACACUACGCAAAGAGAAAGCGGAUCGGGAGGCUGCUGACCGAAAACAAGAGCUCAUGGCAGAGGUUCGAGCUAUCACUGCCGAGAUUGCGGGCAAGUUCCAGACGCAUGCCCCUUCGCAACCAGCUGCCAAAGAGCCCUCCAACCAGUUGCCGGGGGCCAGCAAGCCUGUGGAUUGUACUGCUCUCACCCCGGCUGAAAAGAUGGCAGUUUUUCACAGCUUGGACGGCUACGUCGGCGUGAAGUCUGCCAAGUCUUGGGCUGAACUGGAAGAGACUUUGGCGAACGAGGAUGAAGGGGUCUUGAAGGACUUGUUCCGCAAGGUUUUCCGACGUGGCGGGCUACCUAAAUCAAACCCUGCUAUGGCUCGCAAAUUGGUCAUUGGCCUCCAGAGCAGCAUUGCGGAGUUCGCAGAACAGUGA